AGCUCCGGGUCCAGUCCCGGGGUGUCCGAGCUGCUGCGGCCGGAGAGGAGUGGCCGGAACUGCUUGAAUAUCCGCAUUUCCAUUUCUUGCCUAUCAAGAAUUUUAAUUCAUCAUGGAUAAUCUAUCUUCAGAAGAAAUUCAGCUGAGGGCUAACCAGGUUACUGAUGAGUCUCUGGAAAGUACAAGGAGAAUCCUUGGUUUAACCAUUGAGGCUCAGGAUGCAGGAAUCAAGACCAUCACUAUGCUGGAUGAACAAGGGGAACAACUAAAUCGCAUAGAAGAAGGCAUGGACCAAAUAAAUAAAGAUAUGAGAGAGGCAGAGAAGACUUUAACAGAACUCAACAAGUGCUGUGGCCUCUGUGUCUGCCCAUGUAAUAGGACAAAGAACUUUGAGACUGGUAAGGCCUACAAGGCAACAUGGGGAGAUGGUGGAGACAGCUCUCCUAGCAAUGUAAUAUCUAAGCAGCCAGGCCGAGUGACAAAUGGUCAACCUCAGCAAGCAACCACAGGGGCAGCCCGCGGUGGAUACGUUAAACGUAUAACUAAUGAUGCCAGAGAAGAUGAAAUGGAAGAGAACCUGACUCAAGUGGGCAGUAUCCUAGGAAAUUUGAAAAACAUGGCCUUGGACAUGGGCAAUGAGAUAGAUGCUCAAAAUCAACAAAUAGAGCGGAUCACAGAAAAGGCUGACACCAACAAAGAUCGUAUUGACAUAGCCAAUGCCAGAGCAAAGAAACUCAUUGAAAGCUAAACUACUGCUGUACUUCUUUAUCAUUUAUUCAUUUUUCUAGUUCCUCCUUUAAAGUUAUAGCCUGUUCAGUUUGAACUUUUGGUUCCAUGCUUUUCUGUGGAAAAGGGCUAGGAGCAACAGCACCCCUAUUUUCUCCCUGGAAGGUAGACUGCUGCUCACCUUCCUUCUAGUGUUUUCCCCCCUCAGUUUGUAAUCCUUGAUUGGUUUGUCUACAUCACCUAUAAUGCUGUUUUUCCUCUCCCUAGUUUACUUUCAGUUCUUUUGCUUUUGAAUUUGGAAGCACUGCCAAAGAUGGCCCCGAUAAAGGAAGCAUGGGGAGAGGGGGUACAAGAAAGAGAAGCAAGAGAUAAGAGGUUAUUACCUCAGUAAAACCUAUAGGCAACAAAACAAAGCUACAGUAAAGACAUGACUGGGUUUGUUUAGUUGUUAAGUUGCAGUUAUUGCCAAUUUAAGUUAAUACUUGGCUUUGGCGCUUUCAUACACAUUAUUUUUGUUAUCUACCACAACUUUGCAACCUCUGCUCCAACAAAGAAUGCUUAAGUUUUCUUAAAGUAAACUUAAUUUCUGAGCUCUUGGUGAUUUAUCUAUGAAUAUGGAUUCUAUGUUCUCAUUUCAUACUGCACCAUUCAGGAACACUUGUACAAACGAAAGACUUUUAUUUUCAUAUUAGUAAGUAGUAUUGUCCGUUACAAGUCUGUUAACCUCACAAACUUGUCAUUAGCCUUUAAAGAAAAAAAUAUAUGUAAAUAUGUAUGCAUAACAUGAGAAUUUCUCUGUAAAGCAGGGCUUAAAACUUUUUGGGAAAAUUUGACAAAGUAUAUCACGUGAAUUCAGAUUUACCUCAAUGUCAAGAAUUACGUUUAGAUAGAGGAAAAAAGAAACUUCAUUUAGGUAGAAAAAGAUUGUUUUAAGAUUUAUGUAGUUUUAGAUUUAGAAAAAAAAAGCUAGAAUUCUGUUUAACUGAAAAUGAUUGAAAAUAUACCUUUGGUUUAAUUAUUCAUGAUUGCACUAUCAUUCUCUUAUCCUUGUGUGUUGAACUAUGUCCAGAAUCAGGUUUCUUUAGAUCCUGAACAGUGCUACAAGAAUCUAAUUGGUAUUUGUCAUUUUAUUUAAAAACUAGCACACUUCACAGCCAUUAAUGUGUAUUGGUUUGACCAAUAACCACAGCUUAAUCCUUACAAUUAAAUUUUAUGAUUAAUGUAAUUGUUCAAAUAGGUAAUGUGUUUCUUUGACUGUUUGGGGGGAGGGGCAAUAUUUUAUCUGCUCUCAUUUAACAUAUUGAAUAAAGCCAAGGACUAUAAAUCAAGAAGCACUCCAACCAAAAACUGCCUUUAGCACCUUUCCCAUUUUAUUGGACAGACAUACAGGACUUUCCUUCUAUGACUUGUCAUAAGUUUUAUUUUAUACAUUACUAGUCUUUUAUUCACUUGAACUUAAACACACCACUGACUGGAAGGAUGUUUAUGAGCAACAACUACAACCUGCAUACUAGAGAAGAUAGAAUUAGCAUGGGCACUUUCAGGGGCUGAAGGGGGAAAUAUUUAAAGUGAGAUUCAAUUAGGCUCUCUGUAAACUGCUGCAUGCCAUAAAGAGUAGGUGAUGGUACAUGUGUAAAAUACAAGGACACAAAACACUGCGGACUGUGUUAUAUCUAAAAACAUUUUUCUUAAAUUUAACAUUGUUAUGGGGAAAGACAACAUUCUGACACUCCCAAUAUACACCUGUUUAGUAUAAUUGGUGGGAAAUGUGAGCUAAGGCACCAAAUCACCUGCAUUUAUACUCUGCCACUGAAUGUUUAUAGUCCCAUUUCUAUUCCCAAGUUUCCUUGUUUGUGAGUUUCCUACCUGUAGAACUGUUGCAAAGACAUGGUGAUGUACAUAAAGCACUUUGAGCAGUGCCCGGGAAAUAUAAUGCUUAUUGAUAGCAGCUGUUUGUUUUCUUUUUUCUAUUUCCUUUUUUAAUGUCUC
Messenger RNA from Condylura cristata (star-nosed mole), 2715 nucleotides. RefSeq names its product synaptosomal-associated protein, 23kDa (gene SNAP23). NCBI's taxonomy places the organism in Eukaryota, Metazoa, Chordata, Mammalia, Eulipotyphla, Talpidae. Gene Ontology annotation, cellular component: synaptobrevin 2-SNAP-25-syntaxin-1a-complexin I complex; plasma membrane. Bases 113 to 748 code for a protein of 211 amino acids. Gene Ontology annotation, biological process: synaptic vesicle priming; exocytosis; synaptic vesicle fusion to presynaptic active zone membrane. Gene Ontology annotation, molecular function: syntaxin-1 binding; SNAP receptor activity. The record is from RefSeq and is a predicted model, not a curated record. The transcript has 8 exons.